GCGGCAAAACCUGUUUACUUUGGUAAAGCUGGCUUAAAAACAGUAGGCUUAUAAAUAUUGCGCUCGUAUCACCGUUAUAACCGCGCUUUUUUUUUUUUUUUUUUACGGAAACGAUAUAUAAGCGACUUUACACUUCCAGUGCGCCUCGAAACACAUCUAUCUUUGGUCCUAAAUACGCCGAGUCACUCAGGAUCACGGUUGGGAUUUUUUUUUUGUGCACCUGUAUUCCGACAGAUACCCGCUUUCUAGCGUUUUGUACUCUCGCGCUGUUUGCUGAUUAGACAGUUUAUCUGCCCGCGCAAGAGGCGGAAGCGCAUUGGCUAAUCAUAAAUCAGUAGGCGGGGCUUGUCAGAAUGCAGCUAAGAAACGACUAAAACGUAAACACUUGGCCGGUCGCUAACGGUAGCUAAGAUAGCACAAACGCCUGCUCUUUUUACAUCCGUAUUGUUAAUUUAUUAUUAAUUUAAAGUGGCGGAAAAUAAACAUACAUAAGAUUUUAAAGCCAUUACAAAGAAAUACUUUUUUUUUUUUUUUGCUACAAUUCGAUGUUUAAAGCAUGGCUCUUACUGCUGGGAUAAAUUAGCUUGCUAGUUGCUACAUCCGUGUUACGUGCUCUGGGUAACUCUUUAUGUUAAGAAGAUUUCCAGAUGUUUUUGUUUCUUUCAGAUUAGGAUCGAUUUAAGUGUUAUGAGCUUGUUCCAAGUUACAGAGUCAAGUAAAGCGCUAGCUAAGGGGAAUAAACAUGAGCCAGUCACCAUUGCUGCUCGUUUUCUUUUGAUGUUGAAUCAGAAACAGGCCAGCCGCAUGCGCAGUAAUGUCCCUGAAAAGUCUGAAGCAGAAUGCAGCCAUCCAUCAUCGAUGAUCAGGUUUCACGGCUUGCCCAUUCUGCCUCCUCUGCUGAACAAAGAUCAGAAAGAAGAAAUGCGAAGCUUAAGAAAAGCUACCUCUAAUCAGACCAAUAAGAGGAAAACAUCUUCACCCUCUCGGAUGUCUUAUGUACAGGCCAUACUGGAGAGUGUUCAGCUGCGAAAGGUUCCAACCAUUAAAGAGUUUCAGGAUGAGACAGGCCUAGAAAAUCCUUUAAACACUAAAUUCCAAAGUACCACUUGCAUCCCUGGAGGUAAAAACGAGUAUAACACAGCUACAGAAGGAUUUAUCCAUUGGAAUUCAUCCUCCUUAACUCCCAAUCAACAAAUGUCUAGUGAGAAAAUGGCAGUGAUAGAAAGUACACCUCUGACAUCUACAGCUUGUGACGGUCAUACAGCUUUAAGCCGUAGGUCUUUCGAAGGAGAAGAUUCUUUAGAAAGCAGCCACACAACUGUUCUGUUUGGAGGACUACCUGUGUUUGGUCCCAGGCUGGAGCAAGCUGUUGAGAUGAACACAGAUUACGAAUGUCACUUUUCCUCAGAAUCCUUUUCAGAGAAGCAUUCUUAUCUAGAUUUUAGCCACCAAGGGCUUUCAUCUGGAUAUGUGACCAAUGAAACCUCCGACAUCACCCCUAGCUGGACAAACAGAACAGAAAAUGUCAGAAAAGAUCCAGAGGACAGGCAUACGCAUGGCUGUGAAGUUGUGUUAAAUUCCUCAAACAUGACUAAUAGGACUGGCGACAUCAUUAGCCACACUCCAGUAGAUGGAGAGGCCCUGGAGGAGGAGUAUGUAGUGUUGAGCAACGCAAAGAUCGAUGAGGUUACGGAGCCAGUAAAUUUAGCAGUGGAGCCAGAGCCAGCCGAAAGACCUUACCGCAUGAGUCUGCAGAACCUUUUGAAGAAAUCUCAAGAGUAUCGACGGCGUCAGCGCCUCCUGCGUAACCAGGCAAAGCCUUUGAAAGCCAGCGAAGCUGGACGUGCCAAUGAACACAGCCUCUCUGAUAAAGAAAAUGAGGGAUGGCAGCCAGAGGAAACUGGGAAAAUAGAGGUAAAGAGAACUAUUGAGAUCCAGAGGGAGGAUCAGUUAACAGAUCCACAUCCCCAGAUACACAAACAAAGUGGAGGGAGAGAAAGUAUAGAGCCUUGUGAAGUCAUGAACCAACACACAGCUUGCCUUAAUCUCACUUCAGCCUCAAACAGCACGGGGUGCUCAAACGGAAAAGCAUCAGCGUUCUCAAACCGUCCAAAUAUAGCUGUCAGUCCCACUCAAUCCAGUUCAGCAAAAUCUCUUUAUCAGUCCAAGGGCAAGAAAAUAGGCAGCAUGCUUCCAAGACCUUGCCUCACAGGAAAUAAAAAAAUUAAGAAUGUCCCAACUCCCAAGUUUUCCUUAAGCCCAGUGCGUGGUAAAAAAGGCAGUGUCACAGUGAAAAAGCCCCUGGUCAAAACGCCUGUCUGUGUGGAUGAUGAAUCAAGGCCAAAUCCUUGUGGGCAAAGCAAAAACAGAGCUGCGAGUCUCCUGCCAGGGACUGAGGGAGGUGUGCCUCUGUGCAAGACCAUGGAUCAGGCCAAACGGAUCGCUCAGCUGGAGCUUAACCUGUCAAGCCUUAAAGUUUUAAUCUCAGAUCUGGAGUGUACACUUGCAAAGUCGCAGGAACAUACUCCCGAAGAGGGAGCCGGCAACCCGCAACAAACCCUGCAUUCGGAACAUGAAAACAUCUGUCUGCCUGGUAGUGAAGAAAAGUCUCCGUGUGUGGUUACCUUUAGUGAGACUGUGCAGCAGAAAGUCCUAACUAAGGAUCAUGGGAUACAGCCAUCACAAAGCAUGACCCCCCUGGUGCAUAAAAUGCGAGUGCCGGAGGCGUUCUGCACUAUCAAUGGUUCAAAGCAACACUCUGAGAGGUCCGCUGUCCUUACAAAUGCCAACAAUCAGCUUGAAGAAAAGAAGAAUGCCUCGGGCAACAAAAAGAAAGGAAAAAUGGAAGACUCCCCACAAGGCAUGUCUCUCAAUCAGUCAUAUGAUGUGGACACACCUUCGAGACUGUGGUCCCAGUCAGGAAAACAGCUGACCCCAGAGCUGGGUGGGCAAGAAGGUGUGUCACGUGCCAAACGCAGACUGCAGAUGAACGCUGUGGACGGAAACACAUCAGGCCAACAGAAUGAUGAGGAACAAGCUCAGUCCAGUACACCUAAAGCGAUGCAGAGGGCAGUGCCGGAGCUACAGAGGGAUGAGCAUGAUUUGCAGGUCAAAGCUCUGAUCGGGGAACAGCAAAUACAACAGCGUGAGCUGCUGCAGUCUCUGGCGAUGAGGUACCAGUUUCUUUGGAGCGUGUCCUUCCCAUGUCCCAGCUCAGGAUCACGUCUGGAGGACAUGACAACCUCCUGUCUUUCCUCCUCCCCUGUUUCUGUGGGGCUGGGCUCUUCUUCCCAUGCACACGAGCUCGCUCCAUCUGAACUGAGUGCUCUGUCGGACUCAAUGCACAUUUCACAGUACCUUCUUCCUCUGUGCCAUCGCCCCCUGGUGGCAGCAGCUGUGAAAGGCUACCUGACUCGCAGGCUUCUUCGUACAGAGAGAGUAGCUCAACUCAUCAGAACCAUCAAGGACACUCAGCUGUUCCUCCAGGGCUUUCAGCCUCCCACACCAGGCCGAGAACACUGCAGCAAACAGGACCGAGUCCUACAAGAGAGAGUCACACUACAGUUGCGGUCGGCGCGUUACGAGCUGUACGACCUCUUCACCAUGUGUCCUGCAGAGCGCAUGCAGAUGAUCAGCUGGGACCGACAGCGUAUCAGAGAAAGAGAGUUCAGAUCUAAGGAGAGUACGGCGCUGCAGGGCAAAUUGAAAGGAAAGGGUUCUCUGUCUGCUGCUACAAGAAAAGCCCUGGAGAGAAAGAGGACAAUAAUGUUACAGAAGAAAGCGGCAGAAAGGACAAAGCCGGCAGUGGGUGCAGAGGAAAGAUGGACGUUUGUGCCAAACCCACGCAGAGUUCCAAAGAAGACUACUCCGUUACGGCGCAGGUGAAAAGCUUACACUUCUGCUGCACACCCAGACGCCAACACAGCAUGGGGCCUUGCUAGAAUAUCACCAUGUCAUGUUUAAUGACAUGAUGCCUUUAUUUAUUUAUUCUUUUUUUUUUUUUUUUUAAGUUGGAUGUCAAAUUUUGGAAAAGUUUCCUAUUUAUUCAUCUUGCCAAGUUUAUUGUGAAAUGUGGGAAAAUACGGGAAAAUACACUUGCAAAUUGACAGGCUGUUGUUAGGUAAUGUUUUUUUUUUUUUAUACUGUCAGCUGUAUGUUGACUUGCUUCUUAACUUAUUUUGUAUUUGCAUCUGUCCACUUUCUAAUAAACGACUGUUCUAACAA
Molecule: messenger RNA, 4224 nt
Organism: Silurus meridionalis
Lineage: Eukaryota; Metazoa; Chordata; Actinopteri; Siluriformes; Siluridae
Gene: cp110
Product: centriolar coiled-coil protein of 110 kDa
Exons: 11
Coding region: 688-3885 (1065 amino acids)
Biological process (GO): regulation of cytokinesis; centrosome duplication; centriole replication
Cellular component (GO): centriole
Source: RefSeq, a predicted model, not a curated record